AUGUUUUGGAGUAAAGAGAAAGAGAAAGACGCUGUAAGCGUUGUCUCGCUAGGCGAAGAGGAUGUGCAGCAUGAAACAAUCACAGCCAUGGGCUCCGGCGGCAGUGGCAGCAGGAGAGGCGACGAGAAGUUCGGGAAGAUGCCAGGUGACGUGGACGUGUUUUCUCUGUCGUCGUCUACGGAAAAGCACUCUCCUCACUAUACUGAUAUGACAGGUCACGAGCUGAAACAGGGUUUGAAGUCUCGUCACGUGCAGUUGAUUGCGCUUGGUGGUGCUAUCGGUACUGGUCUGUUCGUUGGUACUUCUUCUACGCUGCACACCUGUGGUCCUGCAGGUCUAUUCAUAUCCUACUGUAUUAUCUCUAGUGUGAUAUAUCCUAUCAUGCAAGGUAUCGGUGAGAUGGUGUGCUAUUUACCAGGUUCCGGUAGCAAACCGGAAGGUUUCGCCGCUUAUCUGGUUGGUAAAUAUGUUGACGAAUCUCUGGGUUUCGCUGACGCUUGGAACUACUACUACUGUUACGUGAUUCUGGUCGCUGCCGAAUGUACAGCUGCCUCUGGUGUCGUAGAAUAUUGGACCACUAGUGUACCGAAGGCGGCCUGGAUCACCAUCUUCUUGGCAGCAGUUGUCAUCUUGAACUUCACUGCUGUCAAAUUCUAUGGUGAAUCCGAAUUCUGGUUUGCAUCCAUUAAGAUCUUGUGUAUUGUCGGUUUGAUUAUUCUAUCUUUCAUCUUGUUCUGGGGUGGUGGACCAAACCACGACAGACUAGGAUUCCGUUACUGGCAGAACCCAGGUGGGUUCGCUCACCACAUUAGAGGUGGCAGUUUCGGCUCCUUCCUUGAUAUCUACACUGGUAUUAUUAAAGGUGGUUUCGCCUUCAUUCUAGGUCCAGAAAUGAUUGCCAUGACCAGUUCUGAAGUCGAGGACCAAAGAAGAAACAUUGCCAAAGCUGCUAGAAGAUUCGUUUGGAGAUUAAUGUUCUUCUACAUUCUAGGUGCACUUUCCAUCAGUGUUAUUGUUGCUUACAAUGACCCAGCAUUGGAGAAUGCUUUGGCUCAGAACAAGCCUGGUGCUGGUUCAUCUCCAUUCGUUAUCGGUAUUCAAAAUGCUGGUAUCAAGGUUUUGCCUCACAUUAUCAACGCAUGUAUCUUGUCAAGUGCUUGGUCCGCAGGUAACGCAUUCAUGUUUACAAGUUCCAGAUCUCUAUUGACUAUGGCUCAGAACGGGCAGGCCCCAAGGAUAUUUGCCAAAGUCAACAGAUGGGGUGUUCCAUACUAUGCCGUUGGUUUGUCUAGCGCUAUCAGUUGCUUGGCUUAUUUGAACUGUUCUUCUUCUACUGCCGAUGUCUUCAACUGGUUCUCAAACAUUAGUGUGAUCUCUGGUUUCAUUGGUUGGAUUUGUGUUUGUAUCGCCUACAUUAGAUUCCACAAGGCCAUCCUUUUCCAUGGUAUGCAAUCAAGAUUGCCAUACACUGCUCGUGGUAUGCCUUAUUUGAUUUACUGGCCAUUGCUAGUCAUCUCCAUCAUCACUUUGACAAAUGGUUACGAAGUCUUCAUUCCAAGAUUCUGGGAUGCUAAGAACUUCGUUGCUGCUUAUAUUACUUUGCCAGUGUUCUGGGUGUUGUGGAUUGGUCACAGAGUUUACAGAAGAAAGAUAUUCACAUUGAAGUGGUGGAAAAGCAUUGAGGAAAUCGAUGUUGUUACUGGUGUCGAGGAAAUUGAGGAAAAGACCAGAGAAUGCGAUGCAUCUCGUGUUCUUCCAACGAAAUGGUGGGAAAAGGCAUUGGACGCUCUGUUGUGA
Nakaseomyces glabratus is the source of this 1797-nucleotide messenger RNA. It is a transcript of the gene PUT4, whose product is annotated as proline permease PUT4. Lineage: Eukaryota; Fungi; Ascomycota; Saccharomycetes; Saccharomycetales; Saccharomycetaceae. Gene Ontology annotation, molecular function: amino acid transmembrane transporter activity. Gene Ontology annotation, cellular component: membrane. Gene Ontology annotation, biological process: amino acid transmembrane transport. The record is from RefSeq and is a predicted model, not a curated record.